AUGAAGCUUUCGAUUAGUACUGGCCUUGUGUCAGCUAGCACUUUAUUGCUUGUCUCUCUGCCAGGUGUUACUGCAGACUGCGAUCUUCCGUCCACCUACUCUUGGACAUCAACCGAUGCACUAGCCGAGCCCAGCUCAGGGUGGGUAUCGCUGAAGGAUUUCACCAAUGUUGUCUACAAUGAUCAACAUCUCGUCUAUGGAUCAAUCGUUACCUCCGACGGGAAUUAUGGCUCUAUGAACUUUGGCCUCUUUUCAGACUGGUCUGACAUGGCCUCAGCCAGCCAGACCGCAAUGACAGACUCAACUGUUGCGCCAACCCUCUUCUAUUUUGCGCCAAAAGACAUCUGGAUUCUGGCAUACCAGUGGGGAUCAACUGGCUUCUCCUACAGAACAUCAAGUGACCCAACUAACGCCAAUGGAUGGUCAUCAGAGCAAGCACUUUUUUCUGGAACCAUCUCCGACUCCGAUACUGGUGUCAUCGACCAAACAGUUAUCGGCGACGAUGAUAACAUGUAUCUCUUCUUCGCGGGCGAUAAUGGCAAUAUUUACCGGGCCAGUAUGUCUAUUGACGAUUUCCCGGGUGAUUUCGGUACUUCAUCAGAGAUCAUCCUGAGCGAUACGACUGGCAACUUGUUCGAGGCUGUCCAGGUGUACACUGUUCAGGGUCAGGAUAAAUACCUAAUGAUUGUCGAGGCGAUCGGGUCGAAUGGGAGGUAUUUCCGUUCGUUCACGGCUGACAGUCUGGAUGGUACCUGGACAGUGCAGGCGGGUACGGAGAGUCAUCCCUUCGCUGGAAAGGCCAACAGUGGCGCUACCUGGACCGACGACAUCAGCCACGGUGAUUUGGUUCGCACAAACCCUGAUCAAACAAUGACUAUUGAUGUGUGCAACCUGCAGUUCCUCUACCAGGGACGUGACCCGAACGACAGCGAAGACUACAAUUACUUGCCUUACCGACCUGGCGUGUUGACGCUGCAGCAGUAA
This is a messenger RNA of Penicillium pulvis, 984 nucleotides long. RefSeq lists its product as uncharacterized. Bases 1 to 984 code for a protein of 327 amino acids. The record is from RefSeq and is a predicted model, not a curated record. The transcript has a single exon. NCBI's taxonomy places the organism in Eukaryota, Fungi, Ascomycota, Eurotiomycetes, Eurotiales, Aspergillaceae. Gene Ontology annotation, biological process: L-arabinose metabolic process. Gene Ontology annotation, molecular function: alpha-L-arabinofuranosidase activity.